AUGGCGCCUUUCAAAGUUGGAUCUGUCGAUGUUAAGAUGCGUGACACACGCAGACCUCAGGCUCCUCCAGCAGCACCGAAAACUGUGGAGCUACCGGCGGGGCAUAAGAAGCGUCCAGAUUGCCGCGCUGUGACAAGUCCCAUCAUCUUAGACCAAGAUCAAAUUCUUACUCUUCGAGAUGGAGUUAAGAUCCGUGCAGACAUAUACCGCCCUAAGACGGAUGAGAAGGUGCCUGCCAUUGUUAUGUGGGGGCCAUACGGCAAAAGUGGCAGCGGGCUGCUGAACAUCCAUACCGUGCCGCUGAGGGCUGGCAUUCCUACCGAGAAACUCUCUGGUUACGAGAACUUUGAGGGACUUGAUCCGAUUGAGUGGGUGCCAAGAGGCUAUGCCAUCGUCAACAUUGACGCAAGGGGUGUCGGCGAUUCUGAAGGCGACCUCUACUGGUGGGGCACUGCUGAAGGCCGAGAUGGUAGUGAUGCCAUUGAAGAACUUGCCAAGCUACCUUGGUGUAGCGGGAAAGUUGGCUUGGCCGGUAACUCAUGGCUGGCUAUAUCCCAGUAUUUCAUUGCGGCCCAACAACCUCCCCACCUUGCCGCCAUUGCACCUCUAGAAGGACUCGCCGACCCUUUUAGGGAGGAGUCUUUCCGUGGAGGAAUUCCUUCGACAAGUUUCUCGCAAUCGAUUGCAGAUAUACUGUCAGGCCGACAGCAACAAGAGGACACGUGUGCUAUGGUUAAGUCGUUUGACACAACGAACGACUACCUGGAAGACAAGCGUGUGGACUUUUCGAAAGUUCAAGUGCCUGCCUACAUUGGAGCCAGCUACUCAUCUGACCUUCAUGGUGUUGGUUCUUUGCGUGCAUUUGAGGAAAUCCCACACGACAACAAAUGGCUGGUUUUGCACGAGACCCAGGAAUGGUACGACUUGUAUACUUCAGAGCGCACAGAAGACCUUAACCGGUUCUUCGAUCACUAUCUCAAGGGUGCCGAGAAUGACUGGCUGCAAUCACCAAAAGUACGCCUGGCGCUACUGAACUAUACGAAACCGCCUAUUGUAAACAAGGUCUUCUCGGAUAUUCCUUGGCACCUACCAUCUGCCGUAUCACGACAGCUGCAUCUCACCUAUGACAAGAAACUAUCGGCUGAAAAGGCUUCGCUGGCCUCAGAGAUAUCUUACCAAGCUGAUACAGCUGACCAAGUCGUCUUUACUUACGAUAUCCCCUCGAAAACAGCCGUCGUCGGUCCCAGUACACUGACAAUUGACAUCUCCUCAUCUGAUCACGACGAUUUGGAUGUUUAUACGCACAUUUACAAGGCGGACGCAAACGGAAACAUCCUUUCGAAUAAGAACAUUCCAACCCCCGAGAGUCUUUCAGCUGAAAAAGAAGCUCUCCUUACCAAGAACAGAGUCUUCCGAUACUGGGGCCCGGAGGGAAUACUGCGCGCCUCACAUCGCCACCAAUCCGCCGAACUGGCUACAAAGUCAUGGAGGCCACUGUCGCACAAAUACAUCCAGAAGGUUAAGCCCGGCGAUGUUGUAAGAUUGGAGAUUCAGCUGUGGCCGACAGGAAUCGUAUUCGAAGCCGGUGAGAAACUGGUUCUGAAGAUUAGUGGUGAAAAGAUUGGAAUCGCAGCUCUUCCGACGUUGGCCAAAGCACCUAACCCGAACAAGGGAAAACAUGUCUUGCAUGUGGGUGGACAGUUUGAAGGCCAUUUGCAGCUUUUCACUAUUGAUGUCUAG
Colletotrichum truncatum is the source of this 1740-nucleotide messenger RNA. Its product is annotated as x-pro dipeptidyl-peptidase c-terminal non-catalytic domain-containing protein. Gene Ontology annotation, molecular function: dipeptidyl-peptidase activity. NCBI's taxonomy places the organism in Eukaryota, Fungi, Ascomycota, Sordariomycetes, Glomerellales, Glomerellaceae. The record is from RefSeq and is a predicted model, not a curated record.